Heterocephalus glaber (naked mole-rat) is the source of this 519-nucleotide messenger RNA. Its product is annotated as glycine cleavage system H protein, mitochondrial. Lineage: Eukaryota; Metazoa; Chordata; Mammalia; Rodentia; Bathyergidae. Gene Ontology annotation, biological process: protein lipoylation; glycine decarboxylation via glycine cleavage system. The record is from RefSeq and is a predicted model, not a curated record. Gene Ontology annotation, cellular component: mitochondrion; cytoplasm; glycine cleavage complex.
AUGGUGGUGCAAGUGGCCAACAGCAUGCACACCAUGGCCUGCAGCCUGCAUGCAACCUCCGUGCCCUCUGUAUCCUGCCUGAUUGGGCCCUGUGGGUUAGGGUGUGUGCUGUCCAGUCCUGCACACAGGACAGCUGUGCUCAAAGCACAUAAAUUCACAGAGAAACAUGAAUGGAUAACAACAGAAAAUGGUAUUGGAAUGGUAGGAAUCAGCAUCUUUGCACAGGAAGCUUUGGGAGAUGUUGCUUAUUCUAGUCUGCCUGAAGUUGGGAUAAAAUUGAAAAAGCAAGAUAAGUUUGGUGCUUUGGAAAGCAUGAAAGCUCCCAGUGAAAUCUGUUCUCCUGUGUCAGGAGAAGUAGCUGAAAUUAAUGAAGCACUUGCAGAAAAUCAAGGGCUUGUGGACAAAUCUUGUUGUGAAGUUGGUGGGCUAACCAAGAUGACAGUGAGUGACACUUCAGAACUAGAUGAGUUCUUGAGUGAAGAAGCAUAUGAGAACUAUGUGAAAUCAACUGAGGAGUGA